This is a messenger RNA of Contarinia nasturtii (swede midge), 1973 nucleotides long. RefSeq lists its product as uncharacterized. Bases 78 to 1973 code for a protein of 631 amino acids. NCBI's taxonomy places the organism in Eukaryota, Metazoa, Arthropoda, Insecta, Diptera, Cecidomyiidae. The record is from RefSeq and is a predicted model, not a curated record. The transcript has 6 exons.
UUCCGUUAGUAAUUUACGCACUUUUAUAUUGUGCGUUUCUAAUCAGUGGACUAAAUGGUGAUGGCGACGGUAAUGGUAUGGAAUACUUAGAAUUGCCGGAAGCUCAGCAUAAUAUAUCAUCGAUUUUGUGCAUAAUAAAAUUUUGCGAAAAAUAUUUUCGAUCUGAAAAGGCGGUGAUUGGUUCGUUAGUGAUAGUCAAUACACAAAAUAUGACAGAAUUUCAUAGUGAAUUGAUUAUCAUGUUGAACGAACAUGCCAACUAUGAUUUGGGUGUUAUGACAAAAGAUGCGACCAAGCCGCAUGGAAAUCCAUUGCAUGUUGUUGAUAAGGCUAAAAAUUAUUUCGUUGUAUUUGCGGAAAUGACUGAAAUUAUCGAUGCAAUCAAUCAAUGGAAUGGAUUGCCAACAUGGAAUCCACUUGCACAGGUCGUGGCAUUAUUUGUUAAUGUUUACGAUGAUGAUGAGCUCUUCGUACAAAUGAAAUCAAUUUUGCAAUUGUUUCUCAAUCGUCAUAUGAUCAAUGUUAAUGUUAUAUCAUAUCGGUCUAAUUCACGUAUUGUACAGGCUCACACUUUCUAUCCGUAUAGUGGUGAUAGUUGUGCGGAAAAUGUAACCGAACUCUAUUUAAUUGAAGAAUGUGAAUAUUCCGAUGAAACACCAUUCGAUCCAAUAAUUACCGUAAUUGAUAAAUUAAAACCGAAAAUUCCGAAUGACUUGCAUGGUUGUGAAAUGCUUAUUUCAAGCAGUAUCAUUGAACCGUUUGUUUUCAUUGAUGAAGAGAGCAAUUCGUUUGAUAUGGGUUUAGAGGUGUUGAUGAUUCGAACAAUUGCACAAGCAUUGAAAAUGACGCCAAUUUUUGUCCGCAACAAUGAUACCCGCGAAAAUCGUGUUGUCAGCAACGACACCGGCAUUUAUGCAAAUUUAUUGACACAAAAAAGCGAUAUCUUGAUCGGUGGCAUGGAUAAUGAUGCACGAGUUCAAAAAAUACUUUGGGUUACCAUACCAUACAUUCAAGAUGAUCAAACAUGGUGUGUAGCAACGGCAAGACCGCAAGAUCUUUGGCAAAAUAUUUUUGGUAUUUAUACAGUGAGCACAUGGGCCGCAUUGAUUGCGGCUGUAUUUUUCAAUGCAUUCAUCAUUUAUCUAUUAAUUCGUGUUGAAAAUAAAACCGAGAGCUAUGUAUGGACACUGAUGAUUGGACUGGCAUCAGCACUGGGUCAGUAUGCAACAUAUGAUCCGCAACGUAUUUCCAUUCGAAUGAUGAUGAUCUUUUUAUUUGCGUACGGUAUUGUGAUGAGUUCAUCGUUUAGUUCCUUUUUGAUUGGUAUAUUAACGCGACCACGUUUCAAGCAACAAAUCAGCAGUGUUGAAAUGGCCAUAAGACAUGAUUUCAAGUUCACGGGCGGUGAAGUAGCGUUGUCGCAUUAUCUUGGCAAUGAUACGAUUUCGCUGUCAGUACGCAAGAAUUUCAAAAUUUGCUACUAUACCGAUGAAUGUUUGCAGCGUUUGCAGUAUGACGAGAAAUUAGCUGUGGCCGUUAGUCGAUUGCAUGCAGAAAAUACACAGGCCAUUUCACGAUCCGAUAUGUUUUGUUUUCCUCGAUCGAAAAAUAUUUACAGUUACUCGAUCGCAAUGCCAAUCAAACUUGACUAUCAUAUGCUACCGUUGAUCAAUUACAAUAUUCGACAAUUAUUUGAAUUCGGACUAACCGAACGCUGGAAUAAAUUGAGUCAAGGGAUUGCAGCAAAUGAAGAGAUAAAAAAGAGACUGGAAAAGGCGGCCAGUGGAAGGGAUAAUCGAGUGGUUGUAUUAACAGUUCCACAUAUAAUGGGUGCCUUAUUAAUUAUGGCUUUUGGUCAUAUCGUUGCAAUGAUCGCAUUUUUAACGGAGCUCGCUGUUGAACGGAAAAUGCGGAAAAAGAAACGCACAACAAAAGUAUGGUUAUUAUUGGACCGGUUUUUGAAACCAAAGUGA